AUGGUUAGUCGACCGAGUAUUAUAGAUGGUGGGAUCGAUAGCACUUUUGCCAGUGAUACUUUUGAAAGUUCACAAAGUGGGAGUGAAGAAUGGGAAAACAGUGAAUUGUGGGGAAAUAAUGGUAAUAAUAAUUUAGCAAACUUCAACAAAAAUCAGAUUGAAAGAGAUUCACAAUUAACCAAAGCUCCUUCGAAUGAAAUAUCUUCAGUAAAAUUUACUAAAAGGCAUAAACUGAUCAUCAAGAUAUAUUCUGCCACGUCUACAAUUGGAUCUUCUUCUGUUACCAUUGACAACGAUCAAAUACUACUACAGACAACAAUAAAAACAAUAAUACUAAAUCUUCAUCCUCUACUGGAAAUAAUAAUCAACCAAACUAAAGGUUUCUUUGAGGCCGUAACCAAACAAAUCACAAAUCCCAAAGAAAAACCUACCAAUGCUAAUAUUAAUGAAUCAAUCAAUGACACUAGCAACAUUUAUGAUAACAACGGAACUUAUAACACUAAUGCAAUCUUUAAUUUGGAAUUUUAUUUAUCAUUUCGAAACAUGGAAAAUAUGUCUAAUGGUAAUAACGAAAAUAUCGUAGAGAAUGUGAUGGAGAGUACAAUUGUUGAAACUGAGGAGCAUCCAUUCACAUUGAAGAUAAAAAUACCAAAUCUUGUUGACAAGUCUCAAGUUUUUGCAACUGCAAGUGAACUUGUGCAGGAAGUUAGACAAUGGUUAAUUGAUUCACCAGAAACUUCUAAUUAUACAUGCUUUUCUCUAUAUUGGGACGGUAAAAAACUUGACGAUUACAAAGAGCUUCAAGAUGAAGGGAUUACUCAAGAUGCUGAUCUGGAAUUAGUGGAAGAGCCUUAUACAGAACGAGAAGCUCGCAUUCACAUUAUGCAUGUUAGAGAAUUACUUUCGGGACCAUUCAAACAAUCUUCUUCUUAUGUUGGAAUUGAUCCUGGCUUAUCAUUUUUCACUGCUGUCACUGGAUCCAAUGAUAAUCAACAAAUUAUUCAGCAGCCUCAACAAAACGGGAAAGCUAAAGAAGACGAAUCAAAUGUUCUUAAACCAUUAGAAACUCCAUUUUCUGAUUACGAUUUUUCUGCUCCUUCUUUAUCAAAAUAUGUACCUGAAAAAUUUUCAAGAUGUAGUAUUAAAUGUUUAGAAUCUAUUCAUCUUUCUGGUUGGAAUCCUGUGCCAUUUGAACGUCGUAAAAAAGGUGAUCUUUUGUUUCUUUCUGUUACAAUAAUCGAGGGAGAUAAUUUACAUAUCACUGCAUCGAUAAAUGGUUUUUAUAUCAAUAAAUCUACAAUGAAAAGUUUUGAUCCAAAUCCUAAAUCUGAGCUUCAAGUAUAUCAUGCACAUUCACUUGUCAACCUACUACAAGAGGUUUCACCUACGUUUCGUAAAAAUUUCAAAGAAUUACAAGAGUUUAACGUUAUGCAUCACCCUUUCGAAACUAUUCCUAUUAAUUCUUGCUUUCCUGCUUAUCCAUGGGCUGUUAAACAACCAAAGCAUACGUUUGAUAUGGGUCACAUUUCUGAAGUAUACUUGAAUGUUGGUAAUGAUGUGGUUGAUUCGCUUAGAGAUUGGAAUGAUGAAUUUCAAUCACAGCGCGAAUAUCCACGCGUCGAAUUAAGAGAUCGUGUACUGCGCGAAAGGCUUGUUAAUAAGAUUCAAUCAGAUUUCACAGAAAGUGCUGUCAGGGGUGCAAUUGCCGUGGUAAAUGGAAACGUCAUUCCAUUCAAUCCACGUGAUCCUUCAGAAGAGCACAUGUAUGUUUAUAACAAUAUUUUCUUUAGUAAAGCAUACGAUACACGUGGAACUUUUGCAAAGCUUGGUGGUGAUGAUGCAGCCCAUGUUGCAACAGGGAAAGAUUUAGAAGGAAUAAAAACAAUUAAUAUAGCUGAUAUAGAAGGAUUAUAUACUUUGGGAUGUGUUGUGGUUGAUUAUAAAGGCAUCAGAGUUGUGGCCCAAACCAUAGUUCCAGGAAUUUUUAGACGUCAAGAUGAUUCUUCCGUUGUUUAUGGAUAUUUUGAUAAUGGAAGAGAUAAACCUAAACUUUGUGCUGAUCCUGAGUUCCAUGAGAUUGUUGGUAAAGCAGCAAAAGUUUUACAUCUUGCUGAACACAGUGUUUCCGAUUCAAAAGGAAAUUCCGUAAAACUUCAUACUUCUUUAGAAACUAAGGGAUUAAUGGGUGAUGAUGGUAGACGAUAUUUAUUUGAUUUGUAUCGUCUUAAUCCUGUUGAUAUUGAAUUUUUAGAGAAAGAAUGUGAACCUAAAGAAGAAAGUGACCUUCCACUUUAUUCUCACAAAUUAACUUUAUUAAGACCAGAAUUGAUUGAAUCUUUUUGGGAUUAUAAAUUUAGAUUGUGGCUUCAGGAAAAGGCUAAUCGAAAACAGAAUGAGGAAACCAAAGAUUCUAAACCUGAAGAUUCUAAACCUGAAGAUUCUAAACCUGAAGAUUCUAAACCUGAAAAUUCUAAACCUGAAAAUUCUAAACCUGAAGAUUCUAAACCUGAAGAUUCUAAGCCUGAAGAUUCUAAACCUGAAGAUUCUAAACCUCAAGAAGUAACUCCCGAUGAAGAAUUUAAUUUUACAUUAAAUCCAGAUUCUUUUACUGAUUAUAAAAUACCAGAUGGUGAUAAUUAUAAGACAAAGAAAGAAACUGACGAAGAAAAUGUCAGGAAUGCUUCAAAAUAUCUUAGAGAUAGUGUUAUUCAAUUGAUGAUUAUUGAAUUCACUUCAUUAGCUGUUUCACCAGCAGAUGGAGCAUCAUUAACAGCAGCCAUGCAUCGUCGUGGUAUUAAUAUGCGAUAUUUAGGCACGAUUGCAAAAAUUCUUUAUGAAUCUACAGAUCGAAAGUUAGAUCAUAUAAGGCAUUUGGUUAUUCAUGAGAUGAUUAUCAGAGCAUCAAAACGUAUACUUCGUGAACUUCUUCGAGAACUACCAAUCACAUACACAUCAUAUUGUGUUGCGCAUUUUUUUAAUUGUCUGCUAGGGACCGACUAUAAUGCUAAUCCACAACCAUUAGUUCCUGAUGUAUUAUUUAGUUGUGGUGGUAGUGGUGAGAAUGAUGAUGACGCAAACAACAGUAAAAAAAAAAAGAAUAAAAAUAUCAAGAAUAAAGCCGAUAAUACUCAAUCAUAUGCAUACUUAAAUCUCACACCCUCUUCACUCGUUCAACAAAUUCAUAGUACGGUGUUAGUACGUUUUCGAUAUAAACUUCCUGAAGAUUUUGUUUCUACACACAUUCGCAAACUUCCAUUACUGAGAGAAAUAUGUUUACGAGUAGGAGUUCAAAUAGCAGCUCAAGGUUAUCAUUUUGUAAAAAAGAAAUCAAAAAAAAGAGCAACCACAUUCUUACCAGAUGAUAUCUUCAAUAUAAUACCUGUUGUCAAACAAGCAACUCCUAAAAAUGUUAAUUAUCAUAAAAAUUAUAUGUUAGGUCAUCGAGAUUUAGGCGUGGAUCUAAUGUUACAAUCACUUGCAUUACAUGAACAAAGUUAUGGUUUUCUUCAUCCAGCAACGGCAAAGUGUUACGUUGCAUUAGCGAUGUAUUUUUAUCAUCAUGAAGAUUUAGAAAUUGCGAUAGAUUUUCAAAAGAAGGCCGUUGUUGUAUUGGAGCGAACUUGUGGUACUGACAGUGUAGAAGCAGUGCAUGCUUAUUUACAUUUAGGUCUUUUUGAAAAUGCUAUUGGUCAUACCGAAAUCGGUCUUCGUUACAUGAAGCAUGCAAUGUUUUAUUGGGAAAUUAUAUAUGGACCUUCACACCCGGAUGGCGCAACCGCUGAUCAUAACGUCGGAAUUAUGUUACAAAAUUUAAAAGAUUUUGGUGGUAGUAUAAGGUUUUUCGAAAGAGCCAAAGAAACAAAUGAAACUAUCUUUGGAAAAAAUAAUGUUUUAACUGGUGAAUCAUACCAUCUCCUAGCGAAAGCUUUAGCACUUUCUGAAGAUUAUAAAGCAGCUUUGACUGCAGAAAAAUCAGCAUAUAAUAUUUUUCACACUGUGUUUGGACCUGAUCAUCCUCGAACUAAGGAAACUGAACAACUGCUUAAAGAUUUAACGUCAAAUGCUGUUCAUAAUGCUAAAAUGGCAUUAUUACAGAAACAAGAUAAGCGAAAAGCCACUUCUGCAAUGCAAAUAAGAACGGCAGGAAGUCAUCAUUCAAACAUCUCAACCAGUACUUUAAAAAAGAAAAAGUUUGCAAAAAGUAAUAAAUAA
Molecule: messenger RNA, 4212 nt
Organism: Entrophospora sp. SA101
Lineage: Eukaryota; Fungi; Glomeromycota; Glomeromycetes; Entrophosporales; Entrophosporaceae
Source: the annotation of a GenBank genome assembly